GAAGAUUGCAAACAAUCUCAAUGGCUUCAAGUCUCAAGUCUGUUGCCCUCAUCGCUGGAGCAGGUCCAGGAACAGGCGGCGCAAUCGCCCGUCGAUUUGGCCAAGCUUAUCCCGUCGUCCUCCUUGCUCGUUCACAGUCAUCGUUGGACCCUUUGGUCAACGACAUCACUCAAAAUGGAGGGUCUGCUAUCGGCAUCCCAACGGACGUUACCAGCACUGACAGUAUGAACGCGACACUCGACCAAAUCAAAGACAAAUUCGGACCGGAUCUAAGUGUAUCAGCUGCUAUCUACAACGUAGCUAGCAAGUUUGUCAAAAAGCCUUUCCUGGAGCAAGGCAUGGACGAGUUUCUAGGCAGUUUAGAGACUACUACUAAGGGUGCCUACAACUUUUCACAGGCAUCGCUGCCAUUGAUGCUGGGGGAGAAACCAGCGAGUCAGAAGUAUCCGCCUACACUCAUUUUCACUGGCGCAACUGCAUCUCUCAAAGGUGGAUCAGGUCUGUCCUCCUUCGCCAUGAGUAAAUUCGGAAUCCGCGCUCUGGCACAGUCUCUGGCGCGUGAAUUCGGCCCUAAGGGCGUCCAUGUUUCCCAUGCUAUCAUCGAUGGUAUCAUUGACACUGAGAAGACGAAGGCUUUUGGUCAGGGUGUCCCUGAUUCGAAGAUUAGUCCUGAACAGAUCGCAGAGGCAUACUGGUAUCUGCAUACACAGUCAAGGACAUCAUUUACCCAUGAGCUGGAUUUGAGGCCUUAUGUGGAGACUUGGUAAAUAGUAAACCCAUGUUUAUUAUAUUGAUCGCCUCAUCCUCUACCGCAGACUACCCUACAUCGGCGGCGGAUAUGCACCCCCUGCCCACUUAAACUUUGCCGUUCUGGCACUCCCGUAUCUCCACCGACGCAGUUCUCGUUCGCGGGCACGUAUACGUUGACUGCGUCGACGAUUUAGGCGGUUGCUUUUGCGUUUUUGGGCUGCGCUGGUGUUUGAGCCGAAGAGCGAUUUGAGCCAGGUGAGCAUCCUGGUGAUCAUGUGUUGUUGGGAUGAA
Messenger RNA from Aspergillus wentii DTO 134E9, 1041 nucleotides. RefSeq lists its product as uncharacterized. Lineage: Eukaryota; Fungi; Ascomycota; Eurotiomycetes; Eurotiales; Aspergillaceae. The transcript is spliced from 4 exons. The record is from RefSeq and is a predicted model, not a curated record. Bases 21 to 767 code for a protein of 248 amino acids.